AUAAGCAUAAAUACUCUUGUUUUGCAGCGCCAGCCAGCCUUUGACACCUUUGAUGGGUCCCUGUUUGCUGUCUUGCCCUCCCUGAAUGAAGACCAAGCCCUCCAGGAGGUGCCCACAGGCCUGGACUCCGUUUCUCAUGACUCGGCCAACUGUGAAUUGCCCCUGUUAACCCCAUGCAGCAAGGCCGUGAUGAGUCAAGCCCUGAAAGCUACCUUCAGCGGCUUCAACAAGGAGCGACGCAGGCUGGGCAUCCCCAAGAACCCCUGGCUGUGGACGGAGCAGCAGGUGUGCCAGUGGCUUCUCUGGGCCACCAACGAGUUCAGUCUGGUGAACGUAAACCUCCAGAGGUUUGGCAUGGACGGCCAGGUGUUGUGCAACCUAGGCAAGGAGCGUUUUCUGGAGCUGGCACCCGACUUCGUGGGUGACAUUCUCUGGGAGCAUCUGGAGCAGAUGAUCAAAGAAAACCAAGAAAAGACAGAAGAUCAGUAUGAAGAAAAUGGCCACCUCAACGCAGUUCCUCACUGGAUUAAUAGCAAUUCAUUAGGUUUCGGCGUAGAGCAGCCGCCAUACGGAAUGCAGACGCAGAAUUACCCUAAAGGCGGCCUCCUGGACACCAUGUGUCCAUCCACGGCAGCGCCUGGGGCCCUCAGAUCUGAGCAGGAGUUUCCGAUGUUCCCCAAGUCUCGGCUUGACACCGUCAGUGUCAACUACUGCUCCCUGAGCCAGGACUUCGCGGGCAGCAACCUGAGUCUGCUCACCAGCGGUUCCGGGAAGCCCGGAGACCGCGACCCCCCCGAGAGCGGCGGCGACAGCUUCGAGAGCUCGGACUCGCUGCUGCAGUCCUGGAACAGCCAGUCGUCGCUGCUGGACGUGCAGCGUGUACCUUCCUUCGAGAGCUUCGAGGACGACUGCAGCCAGUCCCUGUGCCUCAGUAAGCCGACCAUGUCUUUCAAGGAUUACAUCCAAGAACGGAGCGACCCGGUGGAGCAAGGCAAACCAGUUAUACCUGCGGCCGUGCUGGCCGGCUUCACAGGAAGCGGACCUAUCCAGCUGUGGCAGUUUCUCCUGGAAUUGCUGUCUGACAAAUCCUGCCAGCCAUUCAUCAGCUGGACUGGGGACGGAUGGGAGUUUAAGCUUGCUGACCCCGAUGAGGUGGCCCGCCGGUGGGGAAAGAGGAAAAACAAGCCCAAGAUGAACUAUGAGAAGCUGAGCCGGGGUCUGCGCUAUUACUAUGACAAGAACAUCAUCCACAAGACGUCAGGGAAGCGCUAUGUGUACCGCUUCGUGUGCGACCUGCAGAACCUGCUGGGGUUCACGCCCGAGGAACUGCAUGCCAUCCUGGGCGUCCAGCCGGACACGGAGGACUGAGGCCCUGGGGACUUGCGAGCGGGGCCGUCCUGAUGGACUGCUCCCAGGACCCUGCCAGGCCAGAUUGAACACGUCCAGGAAAGUCGCCAAGAAGCAGUGGCCUUAUUUCAUCCAAAAGUGCGGUUCUUCGCCCAAAGCAGCACGGUUUCUCGCUUCGAAAGCCUGUGGACAGGAAAACGCUAUUUAUAAUGCAAUUACAUUAAAGUGGCCGCGAGGGCAGCGCUGGGAAGCCAUCCUGCCUCCGAGCAGGCUGUGUGACAGGAUCGUUCAGGCUAUUGCACAUGCUCCAAGGAGUGAGCAUGUCGUGGACACACACAAUUUGGGGUUUCUUUUGCCUUUUGCAACCAGGAAUGACAAAUGCAAAAGUGGUUUCUUGUUUCAGAGGGUAGGAGGCAGCAAGGAAAUACUCAUGCCAUUUCAGAGGUUGGUUUGUAUAUAUGACUGUAAUCUUAUAAUUGUUAUCAAAAUCCUGUAACAGUUCUAUUUAACAGAAGUUGUAUAUUGUAAUUUAAAAUAAUUAUAUAACUGUAUGUGAAAUAACAAUGCCGACAUGCAAUGUUUAUUCCAUUUUUCAAGAGUGCAUGUGGCAUUUUGCAAACAUUGAAUCUGCCGAGGGCAGACUAAGGGAAGUUGUAAAAUGUGUAUGACUGGCAUGUACUAUGCCUACAGGAGUAAGUCAUGAGAGGGCUAAUCCCUGUUUUGUUUUGUUUUGUUUUGCCUGGGUUAUUAUCUGGCAAGGACUUUGUACAUUUGGGAAUUUUUAUAAGAAAUGUAAUGUUAUUAUUCGGGGGCACAUCUGGCCCCUGCUUUCUCCUUUAAUUGUAAUGUAAAAGCUAUAAAGCAGUAUUUUUCUUGACAGAUGGCAUAUGUUUUCCAUUUCUAUGCAUGCCUUUAAAUCAGUUGAUGCACAAAACCUAUUUCUUUAACUGUGUUUCCCCCACAACUACCCUCCCCGACCAGCCAUUUCCACCCCGUACCCCACUUCCAAGCCCCAAGUUAUUCUGUAUGAUUAAGAUAAGAAUACUAUUUUUGGAAAUAUGCAACUCCUUUUCAGAGAUCGGGGGCUUUACAUAGCAGCUAUUUUUACUGUAAAAGUAAUUCACUGGAGAAAGAUGUAAUUUGUAAAAAAGCUUUAUUUUUUACCUCAGCUUCAUGUAAAGAUAAAGGGCUGAAGGUUUGGGGGUGCGGGGGGAACCGGGGAGGGAGAACCUCGGGUAUGAAUGAAUGAUUUCUCCCAUCCUUGUUGACUGCCGCGUUGGGCUGGGGAUACCAGGCUGCUCCUUUCUGCUCAGUAUCCACAGCAAGGUAGUUUUGUUUUGUGUUUUUCCUAUUUUCUUGGACGCAGAAUGUCCAGAGGCCAACAGAGGAAACGCGAUGGAAAAGAGUGCUUUGGGAAGUUCACAUGAGAACACGUUCUGAUUGUGAUGGAGUCCUUGUUGUUGCUUCUAAGGAGCGUCUGGGUCAGCGUGUAUUCCUGGCCUGUGCGUGAUCCAGUCCGGUUGGUUUCAAAGUUGGACAGGCCUCAAUAGUGGUGUUGAGGACACUUGGACUGGUGGCUGACAGCUCUAAAGAACCGUCCGUGUGAUGCUUAGGCGCAAGCUGGGAAGAGCAAAGCCGCCCCAAGACCCACACAAGGCAAUUUCCAGUAUCUUUAAACACAGGAUGUUUCAGGCAGGACCUGUUUAUCGCUCGGACAUCUGUUUAUAACAUCAACAGACGUGACUGGGAACAUCUUGCUGCCAAAACAAACCUUAGCCAUGGGCUCAUUUUCUAUGGGGUUGAGCUCCACGAAAUCACCAAUAUUUGUUUCCUUUUAUCUGCAAAGCUGGCAGUGUCAUGCGGUCCCACCUAAUAGUAACGGGAACUGAGGUCCAUUGUAAACCUUUGGCAUGGUGAUGAACAGAACUUAAGUACAAAACUUUUGUAAUUUGGCCGUUUCUUUCUCAAAUAAUAAAGUAUUUUGUUUAUAUAAACUC
Molecule: messenger RNA, 3344 nt
Organism: Hipposideros armiger (great roundleaf bat)
Lineage: Eukaryota; Metazoa; Chordata; Mammalia; Chiroptera; Hipposideridae
Gene: ETS2
Product: ETS proto-oncogene 2, transcription factor
Exons: 8
Biological process (GO): cell differentiation; regulation of transcription by RNA polymerase II
Cellular component (GO): nucleus
Molecular function (GO): DNA-binding transcription factor activity, RNA polymerase II-specific; sequence-specific DNA binding
Source: RefSeq, a predicted model, not a curated record